Molecule: messenger RNA, 1413 nt
Organism: Thelazia callipaeda (thelaziosis nematode)
Lineage: Eukaryota; Metazoa; Nematoda; Chromadorea; Rhabditida; Thelaziidae
Source: the annotation of a GenBank genome assembly
AUGAAUAUGAGAAUUUUGUACAUUGGAGCAUUGGCCAUAGGUGCCAUAUGUAUUAUUAUUGGUGUUCUGUCCAUGACUCUUAUUCCAUUAUCUAUUACAAAAAGAAUUGAACAGGAUGAACAUCUGGGUUAUGACGAAAAUGGUACUUUUAAUGCAAUGACCAAGCGUUGGAUUGAGCCGAAAUACAAUAUGAAAAUUAAAGUUUGGGUUAUUUCAGUAACCAAUCCAGAAGAUGUAGUUAAUGGCAGUUAUCCUGUAGUCACUGAAAAAGGACCUUACGUGUACACAGAACAUCAAAAGAAAAUUAAAGUAAAGUUCAUGCAGAAUGAUACACGUGUAUUAUAUCGUAACAGGCGCCGUUAUGUUUAUAGUGAAGAAGAAUCAUGUGCAAACUGUAGUUUACUUGACUCAGUCAUGAUACCGAACCUUAUGUUCCAGGCACGAUUUGUUUUAGUGCUUCAAGUGGCCUCCAAAAGUUCUCCAUUUGUGAAGAAUAUCAUAAAGUCUGCAUUUAGCAGGUUUAAACGAGAAACACCAUUUAUAAAUGCAACCGUAGGCGAGGUUCUGUUUGAUGGAUAUGAAGACCCAAUGAUUAAAUGGGUUUGUGAUAAAGUUCGGCCUCUGUGUAGUGUUGCAAAUAUUCCUACGCGUAUAAGAUUUUUGGAAAAUGAUACAGUUGAUGGGGAAUAUUUGAUUGGUACUGGGUUACGAAGUAACCAGGAGCUUGGUCACGUUUACGCGUGGAAUGGACAAAAUGAAACUGUUUGGUGGAGUACUGCGCAAGCACGAAUGAUUAAUGGAACAGAUGGCCAACUUUUCCCACCAUCUAUACAAAUAUACAGAGAUUUGCCAGUUUUCUUGGGGCAAUUGGGGAGAUCAAUUCACAUGCGAUAUGACAAGUCUGUAACAUAUAAAGGUAUACCGUCCUAUCGAUUUGUGAUUCCUUCAGAUGUUUAUGAUCCAUUUCUACCAGAAAAUAAAGGAUUUUGUAAUCCUGAAAUACCUCGUUAUUUCAGUCAUGAUAUUCAGCCUGAUGGAUGUUUACCUGCUGGCAUGUUCGAUAUCGGCCACACAAAACUUGGAUCUCCUCCAAUAUUUAUGUCCGGUGUUCAUUUUUAUCAGUCGCCUGCACAAGUGUAUCAAAAUUUUGUCGGUUUUCCUCAUCCAAACUGCAGUGACCAAUCAUAUAUUGACAUUGAACCAUUAACGGGUGUUAUUCUGAAUGCUCUGGGUGCAUCUCAAAUUAACGUUGGAAUGAUUAAUGAUACUUUUUAUUUUUUCCAAAAAAUACCGAGUAUGAUCGUACCAGUUUUAUGGUUAAAAGAAAUAAUAAAUGUGGAUGAUGACACGAGAAAAGAGCUAGAAAGUGUUGGAAGAUCGUCUCGAAUGGUAAUUUUUAAAAUUCGAGUGUAG